UAUAAAAAUCCGAAGCUAUUUAACUAUUAUAAAAAUUUAAAGGUCUUUUAUUGUAAUUACAAUAAUAUUCUCGCGAACAAAAUAAAACCUCCCCCCGAUUCUCACGCAAUCAGAUGAAAUUGUACCCUUUCGACAUCAUCAAACAAGUCAAUUCCUUCGUCUCCCUGCAAUUCAUUCACUAGAAUUCCUUAAACAAACAACAUGCAAGGAGACGACGAACUCAGCAUAGAAGAACUCGCUUCGAAUCUCUCUACUUACAAAGAGCAGCUUCAACAGGUCAGAAAUCUUUUGGACGACGACCCUGGAAACUCUGAAUAUGCUGACAUGGAAAGGGAGCUUGUAGAGGUGAUUGCUUUGACAGAAGAACUCCUGAAAACUGCAAAGCAAAGUGAGAAUUCUGGUUUGAAUAUUGGGACAAGUGCUGAUGUCUCUCCUGGUUCGCACUAUUCUGGGGAUACCUCUCAGCAUAAUUUGGAAUUAAGAAGCAUCCAUGAUCAUUCUGACAAGUUCCCUAUUGGCACCAAAGUUCAGGCUGUUUGGAGUGAUGAUGGGGAGUGGUAUGAUGCAACGAUUGAGGCACAUACUCCAAAUGGGUAUUAUGUUACUUAUGAUGGAUGGGGUAACAAGGAAGAGGUGGAUCCUGCUAAUGUUAGGCCAAUUCAAGAAGGGGCUGUCAAUGCUUUGCUGGAAGCUGAGAAGGAAGCUGAGGCCACUAGACAAGCUAUUAAGCGGAAGAUUGCACAAGCUGCUGUUGUGGACUUCCAGUCAAAAAGUUUACCAGCAAAGCUUCGUAUAGAUCCUAAUGAUCCCGAGGAUGUGAAAGUGACUAAGCGUAAGAAGAUUCAUGCUUUUAAGUCAAAGAUACGGAUGGAGCAACUUGAGGUCACACAGAAUAAGAGGCAAAAUGCUUGGCAGCAAUUCCAGACAACCAAAGGCCGUGCUAAGAAGAUCGGUUUCUUCUCGGGGCGCAAGCGAGAGAGCAUCUUUAAGUCUCCAGAUGAUCCACAAGGUAAGGUUGGCGUGACCGGAAGUGGGAAAGGUUUGACGGAGUUUCAGAGGAGGGAAAAGCACUUGCAUCUCAAGGGAGCAAAUGCCGAGGACUAGAUAAUUGAGUUGCUGUUCAUCUUUCUCUGCUGUUCAUCUGCUUUGUCAAUCUUACUCGCCGCCACAGUUUGGCAUAGAGAGUAUUAGUGAUGCAAAGUUAAUGUAGCCCACACCACAAGUUAAAAAAUCUUUUCUACUAAAAUGAUGUCUUAGUUUUUGCUUUCUCUUGCCUCUGCGUGGAAGGAGACAAAUGGACAUUAAACAUGUAAUAUUUUUGUGAAUAUAAUUCGAUGACUAAACCUAGAAAAUAAGAAAAUUGAAAAUGCUUACCAGCCUACAUUAUGGCAUUAGUAUUUCUAUGCUAGGAACUUCUACCCCCAGAAGAUGUGGGACCCAGCUUCCUUGCUCACGGGAUUCCAUCAAAUUGUGUUACCUUAUUAUGUAUAGAUAUUUUAUGUCUUACGUAUUCUGGUUUUAAUUUUUAUUUUAAAUGGUCUACA
Messenger RNA from Cornus florida, 1544 nucleotides. RefSeq lists its product as uncharacterized. The coding region runs from base 202 to 1104 and encodes 300 amino acids. The record is from RefSeq and is a predicted model, not a curated record. The transcript has 8 exons. Gene Ontology annotation, cellular component: cytoplasm; nucleus. Lineage: Eukaryota; Viridiplantae; Streptophyta; Magnoliopsida; Cornales; Cornaceae. Gene Ontology annotation, molecular function: RNA binding. Gene Ontology annotation, biological process: mRNA processing.